This is a messenger RNA of Staurois parvus, 1065 nucleotides long. Lineage: Eukaryota; Metazoa; Chordata; Amphibia; Anura; Ranidae. The record is from the annotation of a GenBank genome assembly.
AUGGUGGCCUUCCAGCUCUUCGACAAAACUGGGAAAGGAGAAAUAACGUUUGAUGAUGUGAAGCAAGUGUUUGGACAGACUACGAUUCAUCAGCGUAUCCCGUUCAACUGGGACUGCGAGUUCAUUCAGCUGCACUUUGGAAAAGGCCGGAAGAGGCUGCUACCAUACGCCGAGUUUACUCAAUUUUUGCUGGAAAUCCAGCUGGAACAUGCCAGGCAAGCCUUCGUACAGCGUGAUAAUGACCACACAGGAACAAUCAACGCAAUGGACUUUAGAGAUAUUAUGGUCACUAUCCGUCCACACGUCCUGACCCCGUUUGUGGAGCAGUGCUUAGUUGCAGCUGCUGGAGGUACCAUAUCUCACCAGGUCAGCUUCUCCUACUUCAAUGCAUUUAAUUCCUUGCUGAACAACAUGGAGCUUAUUAGAAAGAUCUACAGUACCUUGGCCGGAAACAAGAAAGAUGUGGAGGUCACAAAAGAGGAGUUUGUACUUGCUGCACAAAGGUUUGGACAGGUCACACCCAUGGAAGUAGACAUACUGUUCCAGCUCGCAGAUUUAUAUGAGCCACGGGGACGCAUGACCAUGGCAGAUAUUGAAAGAAUUGCUCCUCUGGAAGAAGGAGCAUUGCCCUACAAUUUGGCAGAAGCCCAGAGACAGGGCUCCACUGAAGUGUCUCGCACUAUCCUUGUCCAAGUGGCCGAGUCUGCUUACAGAUUUGCUCUUGGCUCAAUUGCUGGAGCUGUUGGUGCUACUGCGGUGUACCCCAUUGAUUUAGUAAAAACAAGGAUGCAAAACCAGCGAUCAACUGGAUCCUUCGUAGGAGAGUUAAUGUACAAGAACAGCUUUGAUUGUUUUAAAAAAGUGUUACGCUAUGAAGGAUUCUUUGGACUUUAUAGAGGUCUUCUGCCGCAGCUGCUUGGAGUGGCUCCUGAAAAAGCCAUUAAACUUACUGUGAAUGAUUUUGUACGUGAUAAAUUUACGACUAAGGAUGGUUCCAUUCCUUUUGUAGCUGAAAUUCUUGCGGGUGGAUGUGUAAGUUUAAGCUGUUUUACUAAAUUCACUUAG